AUGGAUUUGAAUUCAAAUGCAGAUUUUCCCUCUAACAUUUCAACAGAGUUGAUUCAAUUGAAAAGGGAGCAAGUAAGGAAUUCCCAGAGGAAAGAAGACAUCCAAAGUAAAUUGUUACAAAAAAGACAACAAUACAUCUAUUAAUAUGAAUAGUUGUAUCUAAAAUAAUAGGAACUCAGAAAAGAGGUGUGUUUGUAUUAUAUUUUAAGGAACUUGCCUUAGUAUUCAACAAAUCGGUUGAAUAAGUCAAUGAUCACUUUUAUUUGAAUGAAGUGACCGCCGCUCUGGAAAUCAUGGUCAAUUUGGAAUCCAAACUUGAGAAUCUCACAGAUGUCCCUGAACAAUUCUGUGUUAGCUCCUUUACAAAUGUUCUGAACCAAUUAGUGGCUCAAUUGUCAUCCAAUAAUCAAUUAGAGUUUUACCUUCUAACUUUAUCCUUUGAUUCCAUCAAUAUCUCCCUCUUUCCUUAGGAGCAAUCAGUUAUGAGUGAAUAUCACUCCAAAACUCUGGAACUAUUGAAAAAGGAGAGACACAGACACGCUCAACAUUUCCUUAUCAAACUAUAUUAAAAUAGUCCUUUGUGGUUUGAGGCAGUCCUGUUCUAAGAGUUCUUUUAACUCAAUAAGAAAUUAUUUGAACUUCUACUCAAACACAUUGAUAACUAAUCUGUUUGGGUCAUCCUGUCCUAAUUGAAAUUCGUUCCUUAUGACAACUUGAUAUUUUCAACCAUACUCAAAAACAUUUCAAAGAAAAAUGCCUUUCAACUCUUGAGAAAGACUCUGUGUCAGGAGGAGUACCAAUUAAAAUACAUCCAAGCUAAUAUCUUCUAUUUGUUUACUCAGGUAUUAUAAUAAACAGAUGAUAAACAAUACUUCUUAAAUGAAGUCAUAGAUUGCAUCCUUAGUCUUUGCUGUGUAUUUAUUAUCAUAUAUACCCUAAGCUUAAAUUUGAAUUGUUCGAAAAAGUCAUUACUUCUGGAUUGGCCCUUGUCAUAUCUGCUUAAUCGAUUAAGGAUUUCACUAAUGAAGUAAACAACAUUCUUUAUUCUAGGGAGUCUAAAAUUUACAAAGAAUUGUCUACUGGAUGUGCAGCAGUAAGAGUGAAUUACUGAAGAGAAACAUAAAAGAAGGAAUAUGGUUUUAGAAUAUUUUCUUAAUCUUAAUGCAAUAAUAAUUGAAUCAUGUAGUCUAAAUCAAUACAUUGGAUAUAUUGAAAUAAUAGUUUUAGUCAGAUUUAGGUUGUCAUUUCAAAGAGUUCUUCAGAACAACAUAUCAAGUUCCAGAUAACAUCCAGACAUUGAUCGAAAGAUACUUAUGAAUAAUUAAUAUAUAUUUUCU
Messenger RNA from Paramecium octaurelia, 1337 nucleotides. Lineage: Eukaryota; Ciliophora; Oligohymenophorea; Peniculida; Parameciidae. The record is from the annotation of a GenBank genome assembly.